AUGCUAGACAUAGCAUGGCUAUGCAACAUGGCAAUACAAGCAGUCUAUUGGCUGGUCCUAUUGGCCUGUAAUUUUUUGGGUUAUUCACCUGUAUGGGUGAAGAGAGAUUUGAAAAAGCGGGAAAUUGAGGAAAUUAAUCGCUCCUAUAGAGUUCCUCAUCACUUAUCAUUGUGUUAUUCCGAUAGAAAAGUUAACUUCGAAGAGUUAAUUGCAUUAAUCGAAUUAUGUCUAGCUUAUGGCGUUCGACGAGUGACUGUGUAUGAUCCUUGGGGAGAUAGCAUAGCACUGGAGAGAAGGUUCCGUCCUAUGUGUCAAGCAAAGAACGUGCAGAUCUUAGCUGGUUGUUGUUCUACCCCUAUCCAGCACACAUCCAGGCUUGUUUUGCAGUUAUUGUCCGCAGAAGCCGGUCGACCAACACUAGUGGAUGCAUGCAAAUCACUAUCGACCAAAUCAACUAAAAUCACAUCGGAAGAUGUUACUAACCUCCUUUCUGACAAAUUCAAUUUGCAAGAUCCUGACUGUCUCAUAAUGAUCGGUCAAACGCCCAGUCUUGCAGGCUAUCCUCCAUGGUGUUUACGGAUCACUGAAUUCAUACAGCUUCGAAAUUUGCCGUUUACACGACAAACGUUCGAAGAAUGCCUUGAAUCGUUCUCGAAACGAGAUAUCCGAAUGAGUCGUUGUUGUUAG
Molecule: messenger RNA, 687 nt
Organism: Auanema sp. JU1783
Lineage: Eukaryota; Metazoa; Nematoda; Chromadorea; Rhabditida; Rhabditidae
Source: the annotation of a GenBank genome assembly